This is a messenger RNA of Carassius auratus (goldfish), 4057 nucleotides long. Its product is annotated as BRCA2-interacting transcriptional repressor EMSY-like. The record is from RefSeq and is a predicted model, not a curated record. Gene Ontology annotation, biological process: regulation of DNA-templated transcription. The transcript is spliced from 20 exons. The coding region runs from base 200 to 3727 and encodes 1175 amino acids. Gene Ontology annotation, cellular component: nucleoplasm. Lineage: Eukaryota; Metazoa; Chordata; Actinopteri; Cypriniformes; Cyprinidae.
UAUUAGAAGCUAUUAAACGUGUUAGAAAGUAUCAGCAGAGUGGUUUAGUUUCACUGUUUCAGGCGUUUCCCGCGGGCAGCUGUGAGCGCGGGCGUCGGAGAAACAUGGCGGAGCUGAAGAACUGUGCAGAACUGAAGCUUAUUGGCUCUUAGAUCCAGAGAGAGUUUGCAGCUUCAGUCAGCGUCGUCUGCCGGAGUUGAUGAUUCAACAGGAGAAGCCGUUUGCGGGCAGUAUGCCGGUGGUUUGGCCCACGCUGCUCGACCUCAGCAGAGAUGAAUGCAAACGAAUCCUGCGCAAACUGGAGCUGGAAGCGUACGCCGGUGUGAUCACUGCUCUGCGAGCUCAAGGAGAUCUCACCAAAGACAAGAAGGAUCUGCUGGGAGAACUCACUCGAGUGCUGAGUAUCUCGACGGAGCGUCAUCGAGCCGAGGUGCGCAGAGCGGUGAACGACGAGCGCCUGACCACCAUCGCGUAUCACAUGUCGGGGCCCAACAGCUCGUCCGAGUGGUCCAUCGAGGGCCGGCGGCUGGUUCCUCUCAUGCCCAGACUGGUUCCUCAGACGGCCUUCACUGUGAUGGCCAACGCAGUGGCCAGUGUGACCGCGCACCAGAACGCCUCGCUGCUGCUGCCCGCAGACACCGCCAACAAGGAAGUGGUGGUGUGUUACUCGUACACCAGCACCACCUCCACCUCGUCCAGUGCGUCGGCUCCCAGCAGCAGCGCAGUGACUGCCCUUAAAUCCCCUCGACCUGCCAGCCCUGCCUCCAACGUGGUGGUGCUGCCCAGCGGGAGUACAGUCUACGUCAAGAGCGUGAGCUGCUCCGAUGAGGACGAGAAACCUCGUAAGAGGCGGAGAACCAACUCGUCUAGCUCCUCCCCCAUGCUGCUGAAGGAGGUGCCUAAAGUGGCCACGCCCAUUUCCAAAACCAUCACGGUCCCGGUGAGCGGCAGCCCCAAGAUGAGCAACCUGAUGCAGAGCAUCGCCAACUCUCUGCCGCCGCACAUGUCUCCGGUGAAGAUCACCUUCACCAAACCCUGCACCCAGACCACCAACAGCACCACGCAGAAGGUGAUAAUCGUGACCACGUCUCCCAGCUCUAACUUCGUGCCCAACAUCUUGUCCAAGUCACACAACUACGCGGCCGUGUCGAAGCUGGUCUCCAGCGCCGCGCUCUCCGUCUCCAGCCACAAACAGACCAUGGUGCUCUCAGCCGGCUCCAGCGCGGCCCCGGGGCCCAGUCCUGUCGCCGUGACGACCACUGUGUCCUCCACACCCUCAGUGGUGAUGUCCACCGUCACACAGGGCGGCUCCUCCGCGGCGGUGAAGCUGUCCUCCACUCGUCUGCCGUCUCCUAAGUCUCUGGUCAGCUCUCCGUCUCAGAUCCUGCAGAUCUCUAAAGCGCAGCAGCAGACGGCGUCUCCUAAAGCUCUGCAGACGUCUCUCUCGUCUCAUCAGAGCUCCAGCGCCGGAGCCAAACCCACCAUUCAGAUCAAACAGGAGUCUGGAGUGAAGAUCAUCACGCAGCAGAUGCAGCCCAGUAAGAUCUUACCCAAACCCUCCAGUGCUGCGCUGCCCAGCAGUAGCUCCGCCCCCAUCAUGGUGGUCAGCAGCAACGGCGCCAUCAUGACCACCAAACUAGUGUCCACCCCCACAGGCUCUCAGGCGGCGUACACGCGUCCCUCCGUCAGUCCUGCGCUCGCUGCUCGAGUCGCCACGUCUCCCGCCGGAGCCACGUACGUCAAGACCACCAGCGGCAGCAUCAUCACCGUCGUGCCCAAGUCUCUGGCCACGCUGGGGGGCAAGAUCCUCACCAGCAGCAUGGUGUCAGGAACCAGCACCAAGAUCACCACCAUCCCCAUGACCUCCAAACCCAACGUGAUCGUGGUGCAGAAGACCACCGGCAAGGGCACGACCAUCCAGGGUCUGCCGGGGAAGAACGUGGUGACCACGCUGCUGAACGCCGGGGGAGAGAAGACCCUGCAGGCCGUGCCCGGAGCCAAGCCUGCCAUCAUCACCGCGUCGCGGCCCAUCACCAAAAUGAUCGUGGCGCAGCCCAAGAGCCUCGGCGCCGGUGUCCAGCCGUCCACCAAAAUCAUCCCCACCAAGAUCGUGUACGGCCAGCAGGGCAAAACACAGGUCCUCAUCAAGCCCAAGCCCAUGGCGUUUCAGACGGCGGUGGUCAGUGAACAGACCCGUCAGCUGGUCAGCGAGACACUACAGCAGGUCACACGCAGCACAGACGGUCAGGACGGGCCGUACACAGAGAGCAGUCCGGCGUCGUCUGACAGCGCUCACGGUCAGAUCACGGCUCACAGCAGAACACAACUGAAGAAUGAGUCUGAGUGUGUAAGAACAGUGUCUCUGUGUCCAGACGCUCAUCCGGUGGUGCACCUCAUCACCUCCAGGGGGCAGGACUGGACGGAGCAGGAGGUGUCUGUGGAGGCCAGCCCCAGCAUCAUCUACCAGGACAUGAGCGGAGAGUCUCAGUCGGCCACGUCCACCAUCAAAGCCCUGCUGGAGCUGCAGCAGACCAGCGUGAAGGAGAAGAGCGACGCCAAACCUCGCCAGAACACGAUCGACCUGAGUCAGAUGGCAGUGCCGAUCCCGGUGCCGGAGCGGAGACAGUCCCCGGCAGAGCCGUCGGGUCAGAGCGCCGGAGACACGGACCCCGGGGCCCAACACCCCCCCACCGGUAAAGUGUGUAAGGCUGUGAUCGGAGCAGAGGUCACUGCGUCCAGCAGCUUCGGUCAGUCAGUGUCCUGUCCAUCAUCAUCAGACACGAGCAGCACCAGCACAUCAGCACACGCCACACAACAGCUGAAGCCGCUGCAGGAGCAGAUGGUGGUGGAUGAGGGCGAGUUAGAGGGAGACACUCUGGAUCCACAGACAGGUUUAUUCUACCGCUCGUCUCAGCAGCACCGCAGUCCUCCGCCCAAACCUGCAGCCGGCCCGUCUGACACGCCCACUUCCUCUAAGAGGGCGGAGCCAGUGACAGCCCGAGCCUCCAUACAGAGAGCGUCUGCGUCUGCGUCUGCGUCUGCGCUGGUCUCCUCCACCCCUCCACACACACCGCAGCUGCCCAGACUGCAGCAGGCGCCCUCCUCACACAACCGGCCCAACACACACACGCAGCUGUCGCAGCCGCCGCCGCUGCAGGCGCAUCACCCCGUGGGCUCCAGCAAGACCCCCAGCAGCAGCCAGCUGCAGCAGCCCAUCAUCACGCAGGGAGCGUCCGUCACCAAGAUCACGUUCGGCGCUCAUCAGUGUCCUCCAGUGUCCAGCAGCGGCGAGGCGUCCGUCAAGCUCCAGCCAGAGUCCAGCUCCAGCCUGACAGCACCAGAGAAGCCCUCCGUCUCAGACAUCCUGAAGAUCUCCAUGAUGGAGGCGGAGAUCGAGCCCAUGGUGGUGGACUCGUCCAGUGACUGCGGCCCGCUGACCAAGACCCCGAGCAGCUCUCCGCUCAUCAGCAGCUCCAAACAGACGCUCGCUCACGGAUCCUUCAGCCGCGUCAAGAGCAACGACCUGGACAUCAUACAGGUGAUCCCGCAGUACUCCAUCAUGCCGGACUCCAGCCAAUCAAACGUGGUGGUGGAGCCCAGCGGCUUCCUGGAGAUCAGCGACUUCACCAGCCAGCGUCUGGACGAGGAGGCCGCCAUGGAACAGGAAGUGGACAGCAGCAACGACGAGGGGGCGGCGGCCAGCCCCAUGGCUGACCAAUCACAGUGAAGCCUGUGGAUUUGAUUAUUUCAGAGGAGAAAGACCUUCUGAUUGUGCUUCGUCACGUCUGUAUCAUGCAGAGAGUUUGUGCUGUAGAGACAAACCUUACUCUGUGGAGAAUCAGAUUCAUGAGGAACGAUAGGAAUGUUUCGGGUGGAUUCUAUUUAAAGGGACAGUUCACCCAAAAAUGAUCAUUCUGCCUUUGUUUACUCUCCUUCAAACCUGUAUGAGUUUCUUUCUUCUGUUGAACACAAAAGAAGAUGUUAUGAAGAAUGGUGGUAAACAAACAGCCAUAUGUUCCCAUUGACUUCUAUACCAGGGAACAAAAUACCAUGGAAG